Molecule: messenger RNA, 1173 nt
Organism: Lachancea meyersii CBS 8951
Lineage: Eukaryota; Fungi; Ascomycota; Saccharomycetes; Saccharomycetales; Saccharomycetaceae
Source: the annotation of a GenBank genome assembly
AUGGAUUCGCUGUCAAAGAAGAUCCAAAAUUUGGGAAUUCACGAUAUCAGAAACGCUGCUCGAUUUGCGCAAAACGUUAUAGUCCAGUAUGAACCCUACCAAGUUGACAUUCGGCGUGCAACCAACACGGACUCGUGGGGGCCCACGCCAAAACACCUGUUCAAGGUUAUGCGCAACAAGUACCAAGUUCCUUUGCAUUUGAUGACUGAAUACACGUUGAAAAGACUGGUAGACCACAUCGCCACAAGGCCCAAGAACCUUUACGAAAAGGCACGUAAGCAGUAUGUCAACUACGGGUGCGAAUGGCGUGUGAUUUUGAAGUGUUUGGUCGUUUUGGAGUUUUUAUUGUUGAACGUUGACACAGGCUCAGAGCUCGACCAGGUCACCAGCUGCUUACUCACGCAUAAACAAAUCUUGGUUCGCGACGUGAUGAACUUCCGGGUGGAAUUCAGCGCAGACGGCAAAAUGGAGGUGCACGAACGUGGUAUCAAAAAGAAGUGUGAGACCAUGAUUCAGUAUUUGGAGGAUCCUGCGUUUUUGAAAAGGGAACGCGCUAAACAUGUCAAAAACGCGGCCAAGAUUCAUCAUUCUGCAACUUCUUACUCAACCACAACGUCUGUACCUUCAUCGGGUACCCCAGAUGCGGUCUACGGCUCCUACGAUGAUGACGACGACGAUGACGAAGAACCUUACACAGUAAAUACAUCUGCUCCGGCCUCAAAUACCCCCGCAGCCAGACGCAGAACUUCUGCUGUGGACGAGCAACGACGCCAGAAGCGGGAAAUUCUACGGGAAAAGAUCAAAGCGAGCGAGCUUCAGCGUAAAGCAUCAUUAAAGAAAGCACAGGAGCCGCCCGUAGACCUAUUGAGCUUCGACGAUGUCGAACCGGCCGCACCAACUCAAAAUCAAACGCGAAAUGGGUCUAAAAGAGUUUCCAGCUUUGAACCUCCUGCUGCACUUGCCGACGAUGACGAUGACGAUGAUUUUGGCGAAUUUCAGAGCGACGGUAAUGCUCAAACAGCAUCUACAAACACGACGAGCAGUACAACUGGUGGUAUGGAUCUACUAAACUGGGACGGUCCUACUACCACUACCAAGCCAAGCGCCGGAGCUAAUGGCAACUCAAAAGAUGCAUUUGCGGAUUUGUUUUCGUAUUCCAAAACCCAUGCUUAA